AGAUAAAGCAUUUCCUUCCAUUGUCAUCCUACCCGGCCGGCCGGGCUGCCAGGGCCCUCCCCCUCCCGGCCCCCUCCCUUCCUCUCGCCGUCUCACAGUCGCUCUGCAGCCUCCGGCGACUGGGGGGAUGUGAGGCCGGCGCCCCAGCCCCCCGUCCCGCCAUGAGCCCCCCGCUCUGAGGGCCCCGGCCCCUGGAUGCACAGCCCCAGCGCCGGCUGCCCCUUGCCCCGUGCAGACACGCCAGGCCCUCAGCCCCAGCCCAUGGACCUGCGGGUAGGUCAGCGGCCCACAGUGGAGCCCCCACCAGAGCCCACGCUGCUGGCCCUGCAGCGUCCCCAGCGCCUGCACAGCCACCACCUCUUCCUGGCAGGCCUACAGCAGCAGCACUCGGCAGAGCCCAUGAGGCUCUCCAUGGACACGCCGAUGCCCGAGUUGCAGGGUGGGCAGCAGGAGCAAGAGCUUCGGCAGCUUCUCAAUAAGGACAAAAGCAAGCGAAGUGCCGUAGCCAGCAGUGUGGUCAAGCAAAAGCUGGCAGAGGUGAUUCUAAAGAAGCAGCAGGCAGCCCUAGAGAGAACAGUCCACCCCAACAGCCCUAACAUCCCCUAUAGAACUCUCGAGCCCUUGGAGACAGAAGGGGCCACCCGCUCUAUGCUCAGCAGCUUUCUGCCUCCUGUCCCCAGCCUGCCCAGUGACCCCCCAGAGCACUUCCCCCUGCGCAAGACAGUCUCUGAGCCCAACCUGAAACUACGCUACAAGCCCAAGAAGUCCCUGGAGCGCAGGAAGAAUCCACUGCUCAGGAAGGAGAGCGCACCACCCAGCCUCCAGCGGCGGCCUGCAGAAACACUCGGAGACUCCUCCCCCAGUAGUAGCAGCACACCCGUGUCAGGGUGUAGCUCCCCUAAUGACAGCGAGCAUGGCCCUAACCCUGUCCUGGGUUCAGAGGCGCUCUUGGGCCAGCGGCUGCGGCUGCAGGAGACUCCUCUGGCCCCGUUCGCCUUGCCGACAGUGUCCUUGCUGCCCACAAUCACACUGGGGCUUCCCGCCCCUGCCAGGGCUGAUGGUGACCAUAGGACCCAUCCAACUCUGGGGCCUCGGGGGCCGGUCCUGGGGAGUACUCAUGCUCCCUUCUUCCUGCCCCAUGGCCUAGAGGCUGAGGCUGGGGGUGCCUUGCCCUCUCGCCUGCAGCCUAUUCUUCUCCUGGACCCCUCAGGCUCUCAUGCCCCGCUGCUGACUGUGCCCGGGCUUGGGCCCUUGCCCUUCCACGUUGCCCAGUCCAUAUUGACCAAGCGGCUCUCCGGGUCAGGCCUCCACUGGGCACUGAGCCGGACUUGCUCAGAGCCCCUGCCCCCCAGUGCCACGGCCCCUCCACCGCCAGGCCCCCUACAGGCCCGCUCAGAGCGGCUCAAACCUCACGUCCAACCGAUCAAGAGAUCGCCUAAGCCAAGUGAGAAAUCUCGACUGCGGCACAUACCCUCAGCUGAGGACCUAGAAACAGAUGGCGGAGCAGUGGGCCAGCUGCUGGGUGAUGGCCUGGAACACAGAGAGGUGGGCCAUGGGCAGCCUGAAGCCAGAGGCCCCGUUCUCCAGCAGCACCAGCAGGUAUUCCUUUGGGAACAGCAGCGACUGCCUGGGCGGCUCCCCCGGGGAGGCACUGGGGACUCUGUGCUGCUUCCUCUGGUCCAGGGCAGGCACCGGCCCGUGUCCAGGACCCAGUCUUCCCCAGCCGCGCCUGCCUCACUAUCAAACCCUGAGCCUACCAGCCAGGCCCACGUCUCCUCCAGCUCAGAGACCCCCGCCAGGACCCUGCGCUUCACCACAGGGCUGGUCUAUGACUCAGUAAUGCUGAAGCACCAGUGCUCCUGUGGAGACAACAGCAGGCACCCAGAGCAUGCUGGCCGCAUCCAGAGCAUCUGGUCCCGGCUGCAGGAGCAAGGGCUGCGGAGUCAGUGUGAGUGUCUCCGGGGCCGGAAGGCCUCCCUGGAGGAGCUACAGUCGGUCCACUCCGAGCGGCACGUUCUCCUCUAUGGCACCAACCCGCUCAGCCGCUUUAAACUGGACAACGAGAAGCUGGCAGGGAUCCUGGCAGAGCGGAUGUUUGUGAUGCUGCCCUGUGGUGGGGUUGGGGUGGAUACUGACACCAUCUGGAAUGAGCUGCAUUCCUCCAAUGCAGCCUGCUGGGCCGCUGGCAGUGUCACUGACCUCGCCUUCAAAGUGGCUUCCCGAAAGCUGAAGAACGGUUUUGCUGUGGUGCGGCCCCCAGGACACCACGCAGACCAUUCCACAGCCAUGGGGUUCUGCUUCUUCAACUCAGUGGCCGUCGCCUGUCGGCAGCUGCAACAGCAAAGCAAGGCCAGCAAGAUCCUCAUUGUAGACUGGGAUGUUCACCAUGGCAAUGGCACCCAGCAGACCUUCUACCAAGACUCCAGUGUGCUUUACAUCUCCCUGCAUCGCCAUGAUGAUGGCAACUUCUUCCCAGGCAGUGGGGCUGUGGAUGAGGUCGGGGCUGGAAACGGUGAGGGCUUCAAUGUCAAUGUGGCCUGGGCUGGAGGUCUGGACCCCCCCAUGGGGGAUCCUGAGUACCUGGCCGCCUUUAGGAUAGUCGUGAUGCCCAUUGCCCGAGAGUUCGCUCCAGACCUGGUCCUAGUGUCAGCUGGGUUUGAUGCUGCUGAGGGUCACCCAGCCCCUCUGGGUGGCUACCACGUUUCUGCCAAAUGUUUCGGGUACAUGACACAGCAGCUGAUGAACCUGGCAGGAGGUGCAGUGGUGCUGGCCUUAGAGGGUGGUCAUGACCUCACAGCUAUCUGUGAUGCCUCUGAGGCCUGCGUAGCUGCUCUGCUGGGCAAGAAGGUGGAUCCUCUUUCAGAAGAAGGCUGGAAACAGAAACCCAACCUCAAUGCUAUUCGAUCCUUGGAGGCCGUGAUCCGGGCACACAGUAAAUACUGGGGCUGCAUGCAGCGCCUGGCAUCCUGCCCAGACCCAUGGGUGCCCCGGAGGCCGGGGGCUGAUACAGAAGAAGUAGAGGCAGUGACUGCACUGGCAUCCCUCUCUGUGGGCAUUCUGGCUGAAGACAGGUCCUCAGAGCAGCUGGUGGAGGAGGAAGAACCUAUGAAUCUCUAAGGCUUCAGAAACAUCUGCUUGCCCACCCUGCCCUUCGAACCUGGUUUUCUUCUAAUCUCUGGCAACAGCCCCCAUUCCAGGGUCUUCAGAGAUCCUAAGGGCAGGUAGUCGGGGCCAGAGAACAGCCUGCCUGCCUUGACAGCCACCCCAAGGAGCCUGAGAGGGCCCCUGGGUGUAGGAUGGGAACCACAGGGGAUCCUGAGAGGAGUUUGGGCAGCCAGGCCCCAGCAGGGCUCUCUCAAGAACAGAUUCUACCCCUUUGGUGUCUGGGCCCCAAGUGGUGGCCUGCAUUCCUCAGGACUGCACAGAGCAAGACUGGCUCAGUUGGGCCCACACUUAACCACUAUAUUUGGUUCUGCAGACCCCAGACUUUGCACACAGCCCCAGGCUCUACACCGAAAUGUGAACUUGGCAUCAGCCAGGGUGGCCCUUCUGAGGCUCUGUGGGCUGGAGGUAGGCAGGGAGCCAAGAGGACCCCUAUCCCUGAGUGCAGGGGAUCCUUCCUCUCACCUGCUUCCUUGGAUGACUCUGGAACCUUCCCUGUAACACUGGGCACUGAGACAAAGCUCCCUGAGAGCAGUUUUUGGCAGACCUCCCUCUGCCUGCCCCCGCUGGAGGCCAUCCUGUAUUGACCAUCUCAGUGCCCUGGUGGAACAGACAGGUGCUUCUGGAGUCCUGUGCUUCCUGAUCCAAUGGUGCCAACCCUUCAUCUCCCCUCAGAAGCACAGCAUGACCCCCGGGUGCCCCUUAGUUGCUUCCUCCUUGUUUCUGGGGUCUCCCUCCAGCUCUGACUCCUGUCCCAUGUAGGAAUAGCCUGGCGGAGGGAAGGGAAGAGUGGACACAAGACAUGGGGAGGGGAGGCUGCCCUGGCAAAGUCCUCAAGGCUCUUGCGGUCCAGGCCUGAGACCAAGAAGGAAAGUGUUUGUGUGUGAAUGUGUGCGUGAGUGAGGAGUGUGUAUAGGCGUACGUGUCUUCCCCAGGACCCACCAUACCCUGUGUAUGUAUGCAUGUUUUUGUAAAAAAGGAAAAAAGAAAAAAAAAAUGGAAACAAUUUGAAUAAAUGUUUUAUUUGCUUUAAAAUUGUCU
Otolemur garnettii (small-eared galago) is the source of this 4203-nucleotide messenger RNA. RefSeq names its product histone deacetylase 7 (gene HDAC7). Gene Ontology annotation, molecular function: histone deacetylase activity. Gene Ontology annotation, biological process: chromatin organization; negative regulation of transcription by RNA polymerase II. The record is from RefSeq and is a predicted model, not a curated record. The coding region runs from base 196 to 3117 and encodes 973 amino acids. NCBI's taxonomy places the organism in Eukaryota, Metazoa, Chordata, Mammalia, Primates, Galagidae. Gene Ontology annotation, cellular component: histone deacetylase complex. The transcript is spliced from 25 exons.